AGGCCAACGCUCCUUUUUCUCAUCACACUGUAGCCUGAAGGCGACAGCGCAUCUUUUUGUUUCUUUCCAAGCACAUAUCUCGCCACCUUUUACACUUGCAUUCGCUUUUGAAAGCUGCCAUGUUUUUGUGCAGGUAACGCCCCUAGGCACCAAAUUCGCGCAGCUCAGACGCGCUCACGCAGAGAUGUCAGCUUCGGCUGGCCCUUUGUUGAAUGGCAUCCACCCUAUAACGGUGCCGGCCUUCAAUGAGUCCUCGGAGUUUGAGAAGAUACUUAGGAUCCGCGAUGAGGUAUUCUCUGGAGGUCAUCCUCGACUGACAGUGCCUGCCCAUGCUCUCAGAGUCUCGUCCUCUCAAACUCCAGUGGCCGUGUCCCAGUCUCUUUUGAACAUACAUUCUCAAUUUCCCAGCAGUGCCUCGCCAAAUCGUCACGCAUCCACACAGGCGAGACAAGAAGAAGGUGCUACACAAGUUCAGGCGAAAGCGAAUGGUCUCCCCAGUCAACCCGCCAGUAAUUUUUCUGAGUUUGACCCCAUCCUCUUGACCAAGUCAGAUGAUCUAGUUCGAGCCGAAAUCCAUCUCAAGCGUCAAAGGCUCGAGAGAGCACUGAAAGAGCAGUUCGAACACAAGAGACAAGAUGCCCGGAGGAAGCCUGCGCCCUCCGAGGCCAAGCCAGACUUCGAUCUUCCCGCUAUUGUUGACAAGGUGUUGAACGCACCCAAAUCUCCUUCCUCCAAGAAUGAAGGCGAUCUCAGCGACUCCCUCGACGCAAACUCCCUCUACUCUAGCAGAGCUCCCGAUUCGACACCCGAUGGGCCCAAUGAAUCUGGAGAGGAAACUGAUGAGGGACAAGCUGAUGAACCUUCAGGGCAAGCCGUCGUGAGUGCCGUCAUGGGUUCGCCUCUGGCGCAAGACGUAGUUGAUGACAUAUCUACUAACGCGGCGCCUCUCCGUCGACCCAUGGCUGCCACAACCAUGGACCUGGAUGAAGAGGAGGAGGAAGGUGAAUACUCGCCUCCAGAAGCUACGGCCUUUCCAACGCCAAAAAUGCCCCAAUCGCAAGCUAUGUCAGACAGCAGAGACCCACGAGGCCGUCCCUUGCGCAGAUACUCGGAGACUGAGGACAAUGGGAGGCCACUAUCCCCGUCAGAGACCAAUAUGCGGAUUGUAAGGAACCAAAUCACCUCACCCAUUGCCCCAGUCCCAUCGCGUGUCUCCCCACUUGCUGUAGCUAAGGAUCCCCCUUUCUCACAGAACGGACGUCAAAGACGGCCACAACGGAUUGGUAAACCGGGAUCCCCCCCAAGUCCCGAUGAUCAAGGAUACCUCCCUCCCCGGAAGAAGAGAAGACUCGAAAAGCGACAAGAGAGAAAGGCACGGCGAAACGGUGCUUACUCCCCAGACAUCAAAGAGGAGAACGUGUCGCCUCCACCAUUUCAUGACGUCCAACCUCUCGGCUCUGGCAGACUACGUCCCACGGGCCCAGAUCGACCGAUUGUUAUUGAUGAUGAACCAGUGCAAGAAGUCCGUUACAUGCCUGCUCCAGAACGGUACGUGGAAUCUCCUUCACGGCCAGUGCAUCGACAGGUUGAACAAUUGAUGCCUCUGAGUGAGCCACGCGCAUUAUCCAGAAUGAGUAUGCGACCCAUGCGCGAUGACCAAGACCUACGCAGAGUGGCUAGCAUGCACAAUAUGCGGGCCGAGGCUCCUCGCGAAUACGCGGAUCCGUACUACGAGACUCCAACCCGAACCAGAGCUGUCUCCUACGCCCGAGUUGAAAGCCCAGCUAUGGUCGAAUCUCCUCGCUACCAACGUGAAAUUCCUGUUGAGUACGACCGACCUCAAGACAUGAGAGUGGUUAGUACCCCUGCGCCAAUCUACCGGGAAGUGUACGACGACGGAGAACCCACCUACCGCUACGCACCCGAGCCCAUGCCACUACCGAUGGAGAGGAUCGUGGUCGACCAGUACGGCAGAAGAUUCCGCGAGAUCGUCCAGGAGAGACCAUCGGCAGUUCCUCGAGCAAUGUCUGUUCGGAGAAGUGAGGUAGAGCCUGCAUACGACAAUUACCGGGCUGCCCGUGCAGGUUCAGUCUUCAUGGAGGCGGGACCAGAGCGAAGCUAUGCGGCCGCAGAUAUGCCUCCUCCGCCAGUCUCUUAUCGCCGCGUUGCAGAACCCAUGCGGAGCUCGGCUGUGCCUGGAGGAGCCAUUCGCGAAUAUGCAGAACCAGGCUCGCUACCACGAGGCUCGAGUGUCCUCAUGGACCGACCGCCACGGUCUGCCAUGUAUCCGGACGAGAGAUCCGACUUCCGCGAGCCCGUUCGGAUGGGAAGCGUGCGACCACCAGUAACACGCUACGAAGAAGUUCAGCCAGGGGCAAUGAUGGCAAGGCCACAGAGUGUACGCCCUGUUGCACGUGAAGGUAGCGUCUUUGCCCAUGAUAGGCCGCAGGUCAGCCACGAAUACAUGGCUGCCGAACAACCAAGGUAUCGUGCAGUGGAGCCAGAGCAGCGGUAUUACGAUGCUCAAGGCAGGGAAGUAAUUGCCUUGGAUGGAGCUAUGGAUGGAAGACCGAGAGGUGUGGAGAGAUACUGAGAUUGAUGUGGGGGAUUGGGUUGACUUGUGAGACUAGAAAUGAUGAGAGAGUAGCUUGCUGGCGGUGCGGCGGUGAUGGACGCGCACUGAGGCUGUCUGUCUGUGUACAAAUCUCAAGCUUCUGAGCUGUUGAAGAUACUCCAUAAUAAUGGGCGUCCUGAAUGGAUGAUGGUUCUCGAUCGA
Molecule: messenger RNA, 2776 nt
Organism: Exophiala xenobiotica
Lineage: Eukaryota; Fungi; Ascomycota; Eurotiomycetes; Chaetothyriales; Herpotrichiellaceae
Exons: 1
Coding region: 185-2593 (802 amino acids)
Source: RefSeq, a predicted model, not a curated record